Aspergillus viridinutans is the source of this 522-nucleotide messenger RNA. RefSeq lists its product as uncharacterized. Gene Ontology annotation, molecular function: protein kinase activity; ATP binding. The transcript has a single exon. The coding region runs from base 1 to 522 and encodes 173 amino acids. Gene Ontology annotation, biological process: protein phosphorylation. The record is from RefSeq and is a predicted model, not a curated record. NCBI's taxonomy places the organism in Eukaryota, Fungi, Ascomycota, Eurotiomycetes, Eurotiales, Aspergillaceae.
AUGUCCGAACCGACUAUUUCCUUCGAUCGAAGACUGCGUUGGUGCAAGCAAGCGGCUGAGGCAAUCAAAUAUAUACACGAGAAACGCGUCAUUCACUGCGAUAUUAACCUUCGCAAUUUUCUACUGGACGAUAACUUUGACCUCUUGCUUUCGGAUUUCCAGGGGAUGUUAAAGUCGGCUCAUGGCGAAACGUUGAUAGACGGACUAUCUCGGGAGUGUUCAAAGUCGUUCAUGCCUCGGGCCCAUGGAGAUUAUGCAGAUGUGAAAACUGAUAUUUUCGCGCUUGGUAGCGCAAUCUAUUUCAUCAUAACAGGGCAUGAAGUUUUUCCGGAAUUGGAUAGCUUGGAAGAUGAUGAGGAGAUAGCAUCACGGUUUCAAAAUGGACAGUUUCCCACUGAUGACCAUGCAUGCUAUCAUAUCACUGAGAAGUGCUGGAAGCAACAAUACGAAACUGCUGAAGAUAUUGUUUCUGAUAUCCUACAAAUCCAGAUGCUACGAAACGUUGGAAAGGAACCUUCUUGA